This is a messenger RNA of Miscanthus lutarioriparius, 402 nucleotides long. Lineage: Eukaryota; Viridiplantae; Streptophyta; Magnoliopsida; Poales; Poaceae. The record is from the annotation of a GenBank genome assembly.
AUGUGGGUCGCUCUCCUGGUCGUGUCCUCUCUCCUGUCCUCCACCUCUGCAGAGUGGGGUAGAGAGGAUUGCACCGUCGUGGAUUAUGACUGCGACGCCAAACCGUAUUUGUGCCAAGAAUCAUGCAGAGCCAAGGCCGCCUCAAUGGGCAGUUGGAACUUCGAUCAUUACUACAAGGAUAACCUGAUUCUGCAGCCGAAGGCGUGCUGCUGCAUCGGAUGCAAUACUGUUAGCAUAGAUUGGCUAACCUGGUCGUUCCCACAAGAUUAUGUUGCAAUUAGGCUCAGCAUGGAUAAAUCUGUUGUGUGGAGAUCUUUAAUGUCCUGGGUUUAUGACAAGAGAAUGACAUUUCAGAUAAGAGGGCAAUGGGGAGGCCGAGAAAGGCGGAUAUACCAACAAUGA